AUGGCCGUCUCUCUGGAAGGUUGAGAGAGAAACUUUAAGACAAUAAAAUCUUAAUUAUCGGCCAAAUUUGAAAUAUAUUUAGUUAAAUAAAAGGCAGAAACAUGACAUCAAUACAUUGUGUGGUCCAUCCACUCCCUGGAAGCGAUACACAGCUCAACGAUAGGAUUAGAGAAGUAGCCGAGAGGAUCAGCCAUCAUGGCUUUAAUAGUCCACCUGCCUUCAGCGCCCUCACAAACGUGACAGUCACACAAUGCGCAGUGGGGCCCAACUACAUGGCUUUCUUGUUGGAGGAUGGGCGAGUCUGUAGACUCUCGUAUGGUAUUGCUGUUGACAAACUAGAUUUGAACAAGUCUGAUGGAAAAUCUAAGCCUGUGAGCCGGCCGGAGCGCAGUGAAAGGACUUCGGGAAUCCCCAGCAGGAGUAGCUCUUUGGUGGUAGAGAGUCCGAUGGUCCUGGUCUCUGAUGUGCUGGGGUCUAGUGCAGAUCCUCCCACAGGACGUUGGGGAAGCACCACCACCACAAUAACAGGGUCCACCACCACCCGCAGUCAACCGGCCUACAGCCGCAUGCAGAGGACCGUUCAUGUCAGCCGAGGUCGAAGGUCAGGGGUCAUUGUGGGGAGUAGACCCCUUGUGCCUGCAUCUGUUGUACCAGAGGAUCUGAUAAGUCAGUGUCAAGUGGUCCUACAAGGAAAGUCUCGCAAUUUGAUCAUUAGAGAAUUACAAAGAACUAACUUGGAUGUGAACCAGGCAGUGAACAAUCUCCUGAGUCGUGAUGAUGAGGGUGAGGUGGAGGAUGAUGACAGUCAGGACUCGUACAUGCCGGACGACCUGAUUUCACUCCUGGACGGUGGGAUGCACUCAGAGCACCCCAGCGUCAUCAUUGAUGCAGACACCAUGUACAAUGAGGACGUGUUUGGGUACUCCACACUCAGAAGUAGGGCGUCCAGCACCCGUCCCAGGCUAGGUGACAGGGACCGUGACUUAGAUAGAGAGAGCAGGGAGUCGAUAUUCCGCAUCAGAGAUCGUAGACGCCUGGACACCACACUGAGAGACGAAACGCUGAAGUCACUGGAGCGUGACAAGGCCGAUUCCUUGUUGGAAGGAGAGAACCUGAAAAAACAGGCACUUCCCACACAGACCCCGGUCAACUUUGGGGACGACGUGCAUUUCCUGAUGGAGAAGGAUGGAACCCACUCAACAUUCACCCACAUUGCUGCUAUGCACUCUGACCUGGUUGCCGUGGGAACAGAUGGACAGCUGUACAGCUGGAAAUGGAAUGAGGCAGAACCAUACAAACAGCAUGAUAAUCCCAGUAUUCGUCAUCCCAAGGUGAUUCCACUCGGUCUACAGAAUGAGAGGAUCAUGGGAUUGUCUGCCUGUGGGGUGAGAGCCUCCGUCUUCACUGAGUCCAACAAAGUGGCCACCUGGGUGGAUGACACCCUGAACAGUGUGGCCUCCAAACUAGAACACCCAGCUCAGACCUUCCCAGAGUUCCAAACGGACAAGAUCGUCUCUCUCCACACAUGCUCACUGUACACCUGUGCCAGGCUGGAGAGUAGCGCCCUCUACUGGUGGGGAAUCAUGCCAUUCGGACAGAGGAAAAAAAUGUUAGAGAAAACCAAGAAAAAGAAGAGUAAAGAUGGAUCUGUUUGCAGUGAUAUGGCUGCUGGCUCGCUGGUUUGCCUGAGGAGUUCACCCAUGUACCACAGUGGAGCCCUGGCCUUUGCCACGGUCGAUGGUGUCCCAAAAGUAGGUCAGCUGCUGGAGAGUGCCUGGUCGCUGUCUGAUACGUGUCGCUUCAAAAUCCUCAAACAGACCCCUCUAGAACCCAAACCUGAGGUGAAGAUUGAGGUGAAAUCCUGUGAUGUGAAGCCAGACAUGCCCCCACCCCCCUCUCCAGACUCGUCAACUUGUAGUGACCAUAGCGGCCCCACGCUCAUCAGUACAUCACUCAAGCGCAAAAAGGCACCAACUCCAUUAAAGGACUUUGAGAAAAAGGAUGAGGAAAACUGGCCACUGAAGAAUGUUAUAUUUGUGGAGGAUGUCAAAACUGUGCCCAUGGGCAAAGUUGUGAAGGUAGACGGAGCUUAUGCUGUGGUCAAGUUCCAGUCCCGGGAUGCACUGGAUUCGGGACUUGGGAGGGAGGACCCAGUCAGCAUGCUACAGGACUGUCGGAUACUCAGGAAGGACGAGCUACAGGUGUUGAAGAGUGCCAAUGCCCCCCGCUUGCCUGACUGUUUCCAGAAGACUCCAAAGAAGGUGACCCUGACAGAGAGUGGUCAGAUACUGGCAGUAGCUGUUGAUUGUGAAGGUAUACACCUGAUAGCCAGAUCUGGAUCACGGCUGAGCUACACCAUCUACAAUUUGACGACGGGGAAGGUGGAACAGGAUGCCACAUUUCCGACAGAUGCCCAGACAUUUCUUGGUGAAAACCGUAGCGACAUUACUUUACACAACACAGGAGAUGAGCUGCUGGUCCAGUUACAGGAUGGGAAUGGGGCCCUGUACCCCCUGGCCAAGGACUGUGCAGAGGGCAUACGUGACCCUCUGUGGUUAAACUUGCCCCCGGUCCGUGCGCUUGGAAUCCGGGUCCAGUGUCUGAACCCUGUGGGUAACAACCUGAAGAACAAGGCCUGUAUACUAGUGCUGGCCGUAGAGCACCAGACCCUGAUACCACACAUUCUGCGCUGUGACGUUGAGAAGGUCAAGUCCAUUCUGUUGUCUCUGGAACAGGAGCAAGACUCUGCUGCUGUUCAGAAGAUGCAGCAGGACAUUACAAAGGAGCACUGUGAUGGGAACAGGAACAUCCUCCACACGUGUGUGGCAAUGUGUGCCCCCACCUCAAACAAAGACUAUGACCAGGAGCCUGUCCCACUGUCCACGGCUGCUGCCCCUGGGAACGCCACCACCAGCAGUAGUUCCUUUAGCUCCGCCCUGGAGGCCAUUAAUGCUGUCAGCAGUGCUGUGGAUGCGCUUAACGCCAUCCAGUCACGCACCAGCGACCCCAGCUCUAGAUGUGUGAGCCUGAGGGAGAUGAUGAAGCGAGCAUCGUCAGCAGCUCGAGCUGUCAGUGGUAUUGAUGUGAGAGAGUCAGAAGACAUGUCCAUACCAACCCUUCAGUGGCCUCCUGACCCCCCACCAAGCUAUGACACCCUGCAGCAAGAGCACAACAUUUCGCGCCAGUCAUCAUCCAGUGGUUUGGGUGCCCCCCUGGUGUCUGGAGAGUUCAGCACGGUGUCCAUCCCGCCAGUCAAACUGGAGGAGAAGGAGAGACGUGUCAAUGCCAUGGCCAUUCUCCGCCUCCUGUGUGACUGUCCACAGCUACAGCGCCACUUGGUGGAACUGCUCUCAGCAAGGAAUGCAGAUGGUUGUACAGUGUUCAUGCAGGCGGUGCGCAGCUGUUCCUAUGCAGCAGCAUUAGUGGUGUUGGACACUGCUAAGAGGGUAGCCACCAAUGAGUCAGGCUGGCUGGACCGGGCCACAUUUAUGCAGAUGCUGUACCCCACAGGCUCUAGUUUGGACAACUCCCCCCUACAGAUGUUAUGUUGUAACGACACCUGUAGUUUUACCUGGACGGGAAGGGAACACAUCAAACAGGAUAUCUUUGAGUGUAAGACAUGUGGACUGGUGGGGUCCCUGUGUUGUUGUACCGAGUGUGCCCGCGUUUGUCACAGGGGACACGACUGCAAAAUGAAGCGGACCUCUCCGACAGCUUACUGUGACUGCUGGGAGAAAUGUAAAUGUAAGGCGCUGAUUGCCGGCCAACAACAGCCUCGCUUUGAGUUAUUGAACCGACUGUUGACAGAGACAGACCUGGUCAAGCUGCCCAACAGCAGGGGAGAGAACAUUCUUCUGUUCCUGGUACAGACCGUGGGUAGACAGCUAAUUGAACAGAGGCAGUACCGCCCAAACCGAUCACGGGUCCCCACCUCCAGAAAGGCUAUCCCCCAGGAUCCAGAUGCCGAGAUGCCAGAGCAUGACCUUGAACCUCCACGAUUCAGUCGGCGCUCGCUGGAGCGUAUCCUAAAUGAUUGGACAGCAGUCAAGUCCAUGAUCAGGAGCGGGAUGAAGGGAACCGUUUCACCAGACGUAGUAUACGAGGACCAGCUAUACCUGGACAGUCAGAGUGGGACAGCCAGACUGGACAAGUUCACCCACACCUUGCUGGUCAAGUGCAGCGUAGAGAUGCUGGAUACCUUGUUGACCACAUUGAUCAGAGAAAUGCAGAACGACAACGUCGAGGGAAGGAAGGCGGAGGCCAGGACCGUGACUCGCAGGUUUAUCAGGUCCGUGGCCAGGAUCUUUGUUGUUCUGAACAUCGAGAUGACACCAGCAACAAACAAAAAGAAAAGUUCCAGCAUCACAGCCUGCCAGCCCCUGGUAAGAUGUAAGCGAGCAUUCAAUGCGCUGAUCACUAUUGCUAUCGAGGAGCUGUGUGAGAUUGCCGAUUCUCUGAUUGCCCCGGUCAGGAUGGGGGUUCUUCGCCCCACUGCCCCAUUCACCCUGGCCACUGCUAACAUUGACGCCAUUCAGGGAAGCGAGGAGAUUUUUAACAUUGAUCCCCUGCCCCCCAGGUCCCACCCUGCUGACUCAGAAAACCACUCGGUGUCCUAUAUCUCCCACCCCCGCAUCUCCCAGAGUGAGGCCUCCCAGAGGGGCGGUCAGGAUCGGGAGGACGAUGAGAUGAUGCAGCAGGAGGAGGAGGCUGCAGAAGGAAUGGGUGGUGACGAUGACCAGUCGGAUCACGAGGAUCGAGAUGACCACCAAUCGGAACACUCCGACCAGGACCAGGUGGACAAUGAAGGAGGUGCUGCUGAGAGUGACAUGGACCUUGAUCUACUGGCCGAGUCAGAGAGUGACAGUGAGAGUAGUCAUAGCAACCAAGACAACGUCAGCGUGCAGCGGAGUGCUGUUACUGCGGCAACAGCAGGAUCUGAUGCAGGACUGGGAAGUUUGGCCCACUUUUCUGAGGAUUCCGGAGAAUCGUCCAAUCAGGAAGAAGAUUACGAAAGUGAGGGUGAGCAGAGUAAUGAAGGAAAUGAUGCAGACGAUAUAAAUUACAUCGAUGAACAGCUGGAGAGAUGUCAUACUUCAGGUUCACAUGGACAGAGGACACUACAGGCUCCCCAGACCAUGCAAUGGGCCAUCAGACAGAGGGAGACCCCCGCCGCCCGACCCCCACCUGCCUCGGGAACCACUACCACCACAGGGGGAACUGGUGGUCUGAUUUAUAUUGACCCUGCUACAAUGAGGAGAACCAACACAGUUACCACGGCAACAGUCCACCAUCACCAGGAGAAUCAGGUCACAAUGACGACCACGGCCAGUCAGCUGGCACGGGCCUUCAGUGUGGUGGUCAGGCAGGUGGCGGACCUGUUGACUAUGAUACAGGACUACAACGCCCUGGCUCCCGGCCUGCCCAGAGUCCUGGAGAUUUCUGACCAGGAAGCAAGUGAUUUACAGUGUUACACAGAGAUGCACCUCUCUCUGACCUGGGACUGGUUGAUUGACAUCAUGGACUCCACAGAGGCACAGCUAAGGUUUGGUGCUGCCCUCUGUCACACAACAGACCCAGCCAAUCCAAAUCAUCCGUUCCACUCCAAUUAUGUCCGGAACCUUAGGGAGCGCACCAACCGUGAGGAAAGCCGGAUUCUGCAGGCUCUUGACAGGCGCAGAGCCCGGUUUGGUGCUAUUGGAACUGAUGGUAACCUAGCUCGUCGAGAAUUCCUGAAUUACGCCCUGUCCCUAAUGAGAUCUCACAACGACGAGCACGCUGACUCACUUCCGAGUCUGGAUAUCUCGUCCAUGAGACAUGUGGCCUAUGUGUUUGAUUCCUUGAUUUAUUACAUGAGGAGUGGUAUUGACACAGAUGCCGAUGUCUUCAGAGAUGGAAUAUCUGUCAUCUCUUGGGAUCAUGAUGAAAAUGAGAAUGAUGAACAUGAUGAGGACCCAGUUACAAAUAUGUCCAUGGACAAUGAGAGUGUGGAUGGAGAAUCAGAUGUCACAACCAAAUCCGGCAGGAAGCAUCCAUUCUUCCAUCGAUCUGACUCCACAACCUUCCUUGGCUGUCCUCCACCAGAUCCAUUUCAAACUCCAUUGGUACAGGCUCUUCCAUUGGCUGAUCAGCCACAUCUCCUCCAACCAAAUGCCAGGAGAGAAGAUCUGUUUGGAAUGAUUCGUCAGACUGUGAUACCCUUUAGGUCAUCAUCCGAUAUGAAGUCUGCUCAAAAGAUGUCUGGCAGCAGAAACCAGUUUGACAAGCUUCCAAUCAGAAUGGCUCUCUCUGAGCGUCGCCCAGGCAGCUGCUUGAUUCAGCCAGGAACGUUACCCAUGGCAACAGUUCCUGGUCCACUGAAUCAGCCCGGACCUUCUCAUCUUCCGGAUGUAGCUUUCAGUAGUGCUAGUGUGAUAGUGAAGCCGCCCUCACAAACUUUGUCCACUCAGAUGGCUGCCAGUCAGCAAAGUGUGGACACUAAUUUAGUCAGCAGUAUUCCUCUUCCAGGACAGAGUGCAGAACCUUUUAAGUCCCAUGAAAUGUUAAAUCAAGCCAGUGUUAUUGUACAUUCCAGUGGUGCCCAAGGUCUGCAGGUGCCUGGACCAGCUUAUUCUGGUUCCCCUCUCCCUGACCCCCGGUACGUACCAGGGGACAGGCGUGCUGACCAAGUCAGCCAGGCCAACACCCAAUCAUCAUCACAGGACAGGAGCCUGGACACCCAGUCCCCGUCUAUGGGCUCUCUCCCCACAGAUUCCUCUGGGACCUCCUUGAUGUCCGGGGCUACAACACAGUGUAGUACUGGUGGAACCUCGUCCCUGGCAAAGAGUAGUACAGAGAGCAGUGGAGUGUCCAUGGACGCCUUACAGGGAGCUAUGAUGGAGUCACGGUCCCUACAGUCCCUGUCCUCAGAGAGCAUGUCUGACUCCGCCCCUUUCCCUGACCAGACCCCAGGGCCAUCCACCAUGGAGAUGGCUGACCAGAGACCCCAGUCCUCUAGCGAUGGACCCUCCAUGCAGGCCAGCUACAAUGACUCUCUGCCCCCAAGCUCUGUGGACAAUGGACUAGAUCUUGUGGGAGCUCAUGAGAAUGUGUGUAACACGGUGGACAUAGAAACCUCAGCUGUCCCCCCAGGUCUGGGACCUGUCAGGAUGAAUCCUCUCAGUAAUUUGGUGUCACAUGACGUGUUGCUGGGCCGCUGGCGCUUGGCCCUGGACCUUUUUGGGCGUGUCUUCUGCGAUGAUGUGGGCUCGGAGCCAGGGUCAGUCAUCAGUGAACUCGGGGGUUUCCCUGUCAAGGAAAGCAAGUUCCGGCGAGAAAUGGAGAAAAUCCGAAACUCUCAGCAAAGGGACAUCAUUUUAGAUGUGGAGAGAGACAGAAAUUUGCUGAUCGUGCAGUCUUUCAAACAACUGAACACUCAGUAUAACAGGAGAACCAACACUAGUGGUCCCCCACUGGCUGUACAUAGGGUCAAGGUCACCUUCAAGGACGAGCCAGGGGAGGGAAGUGGAGUCGCUCGGAGCUUCUACACUGCCAUAGCUAACGCUGUUUUGUCGCAAGAGAAGCUUCCUUCCCUGGACGGUGUGCUGAUUGGUGGCAAAAACCUACAGUACAAUUUACUACAAAGAGCCAGAUCAAGGGAAAGGGAGAGAGAGAGACAGCGAACCAGUCUACGUAGGCAGAGGAGCAGGGAGAGGGAUACGCGGCGUAACCUGUCCUACGAUGCCCCGCCCUUCUACAUGCCAGCCGACGCCCCUACCUCCAACAAUAAUCCAAGCUCUGCUGGACCGCCAUCCUCGGACUCCAGCUCGGAUGGGGCCCCUGACACAGUGUCACAGUACCGCAGACAGUUGGGGGAGAGGCUCUACCCUAAAGUUCGGGCACUGCAACCCUCCCUGGCACCCAAGAUUACGGGGAUGUUACUGGAGCUGUCUCCCGCCCAACUGUUACUGAUGCUGACCUCUGAGGAGACACUGAGACAGAGGGUGGAUGAGGCUGUAGAUAUCAUCAUGUCACAUGGGAGGGAGUUGAGUGCAGAGGCCCUUUUAGACUUGGACAUCUUUAAUCUGUCAGCCAAUGACAAGAAGAAGAAAUCGACAGAGCGUAAAACCGAAGUGGAAGAAGAGGAGGAACUUGAAGAUAACAGCCCACUGUUCUGGCAGCCCGGAAAACGGGGCUUCUACUCUCCCCGCCCAGGCAAAAGUGCUCCUGAGAGGCUCAAUGCAUUUAGGAAUGUGGGAAGGAUAAUCGGCCUUUGCUUGUUACAAAAUGAGAUGUGCCCACUGUUCCUGAAUCGCCACGUCCUGAAGUACAUCCUGGGCCGUAAGAUUGGCUGGCAUGACCUGGCCUUCUUUGACCCAGUCAUGUACGAGAGUCUCCGACAGCUGGUCCUGGACUCUGAGCACAAAGACGCCUCCGUCCUCUUUGCUGCCUUGGACAUGAACUUCUUUGUACAACUUGGAGCAGAGGAGGGUGGGGAGGAGGUGGAACUGAUCCCUGGGGGUAAUGAUAUUGAGGUCAACGCCCAAAAUGUCCAUGAUUAUGUGCGGCGCUAUGCAGAGUUCAGAAUGACCAAAGUUCUGGACAAGGCCCUCAAGCACAUAAAGCUGGGCGUGUUUGACGUUAUCCCCAGUAACUCCCUGGAGGGCCUGACUGCCGAGGACCUGAGACUCCUGUUGAAUGGGGUAGGAGACAUCAAUGUCCAGACCCUCAUUAGCUACACCUCCUUCAAUGACGAGAGCGGUGAGAACAACGACAAGGUGCAGAGAUUUAAGCGAUGGUUCUGGUCCGUUGUGGAGAAAAUGAACAACCAGGAAAGACAAGAUCUGGUGUACUUCUGGACGUCCAGUCCAGCUCUUCCUGCUAGUGAGGAGGGAUUUCAGCCGAUGCCCAGCAUCACAAUACGCCCCGCGGACGACGACCAUCUUCCCACGGCCAACACCUGUAUAUCACGGCUAUAUAUACCGCUGUAUUCAUCCAAGGUGGUGCUACGCAGUAAAAUCAUCCUGGCCAUUAAAACAAAGGCAUUUGGAUUUGUGUAGCCUCAGUGUGUCUGACUCACAUUUUAUAUUUAUGACACAUGCACACAUUUGUGAGAAUAGGACAGUUAUUGAGAUUUACUCAGCACUGGAGGAAAGCUUAGAAUGAAUAAAAAAGUACUUUUUAAAGAUUUUACAAGGUCUUACCUUUGAAGAAAUCUUCAGUUUUUCAUAGAGAAAAAUGAAAAAUACGUGUUCUAAUCAUGGUGUUCAAUAUCUUUUUAGUUUUAAAUCUAAUAAAUGUAAUAUGCGAGUCUGUGUGCUUGUAUGUAAUCUGUGAUGUUUGUGUGUUUAUGUAGAAAGCAAAGAGAUGCUGAUGAUAAUUGAAUAAUGUAUCGAUUAAAUCUGAAAGAAUCCAGA
Magallana angulata is the source of this 9392-nucleotide messenger RNA. RefSeq names its product E3 ubiquitin-protein ligase UBR5-like. Gene Ontology annotation, biological process: DNA damage response; regulation of double-strand break repair; protein polyubiquitination. The record is from RefSeq and is a predicted model, not a curated record. Gene Ontology annotation, cellular component: nucleus. Gene Ontology annotation, molecular function: RNA binding; zinc ion binding; ubiquitin-protein transferase activity. The transcript is spliced from 50 exons. The coding region runs from base 102 to 9035 and encodes 2977 amino acids. NCBI's taxonomy places the organism in Eukaryota, Metazoa, Mollusca, Bivalvia, Ostreida, Ostreidae.